AUGAGCCCCGAUGCAGGGACACAACCACAAGACAAGAGUAAAGCAAGAGGGAGCGGGGAGUUUUUGACCCUACUAGCUGCACAAGAACGCAAAGUGCUUGAAUUGAAGGAAGAACUGCAAAGAGCGGAGGCGGAUCUACAGACCCUCAAGAAGCAAUGGGCAGCGUACGAGGCGAACAAGAAAAGAGACGAGUUGAGACAUGUCAAGAAACUGCAGCCAAUGGCUUUGGAUGAUGUCGCUGGAAGUGAGACGCCUGCUCCGGAAGAGGAUGUGGACGAAGAACGAAGGCGGAAGCGUGCGCUGGUAGAGAGAAACCACGCAAGUCAUGCGACCAACGGAGGAUUUGGCCUCAGCAGAAAGGGAUCCAAGAGAAUAUUCGAAGGGGGCAGGCAUACGAGGACGCUGAGUCUGCUCAGCCCGACAUGUACCAAAUCCAUUAUCAAGGCAGCUGAAGACACCAAGGCUACAGCGAAUGACUCGACUGAGCUCGAAAGUGAGCAUAACCAAAAACCUUCGCUGUCCAGAAUGCCGACAUUGGAUGGGCUCAUCUCGGGUGAUGCUCUCCCUCUUGGGUUCGGCAAGACCUAUAAAGACCUAGCAGCACAUCGCAGAUCAUUGCCUCCGGUCGCAGCGGAUUUGCUGGUGAAGCAAGGCAAGCAUGUCUACGACGGAGUCAGGGAUGGCUUGUGGACGUUCUUCGAGGAUAUCAGGCAAGCGACUGUUGGAGAGGAGGGCAUCAACGGCACAGCAGCUCAGCAGCGACCGGUCAGACAUAAUCAACGGAAGCCGACCAGCAGGCCGUCCGUGAAAACGGGCAUGCGUAACACGAAAGAUUCAAUGGAUGCUUCGACACCCCAGCCGAAGGAGAAGUCGUUCUGGAAUGAAUUCGGUCUGGAUACACCACAGCAUAACUCCUCAACGUCAUCGAAGCCCGCAGAGAAACCGAAUGGGCAUGUACAGCAAAAGAGCAGCACCGACUCAUCCAAGCCGCCGAGUCUACUACCCGACCUGAAUGACAACGACGAAGUGGAAGAUAGCUGGGACGCAUGGGAGUCGCCCAUGAGCAACAAGGUGUCCAACAUGGCUCCAAAUGAAGAGGCCACUAACACAAAGAGCGGUGGCCUGCCCUGGCCUGAGAUGCAGCGGGUGACUCCAAAAUUGACGAGAACAAUUAGCGACUUGAUGAAGGAAUGGGAUUCGAAUCAGAACGACUCUACGGACAUGAAUGGCGUUCGGGAGCGUCAAACGCAUAUACUCGACAGUCCGCACAUAUGA
This is a messenger RNA of Cladophialophora yegresii CBS 114405, 1275 nucleotides long. RefSeq lists its product as uncharacterized. The transcript has a single exon. Bases 1 to 1275 code for a protein of 424 amino acids. The record is from RefSeq and is a predicted model, not a curated record. Lineage: Eukaryota; Fungi; Ascomycota; Eurotiomycetes; Chaetothyriales; Herpotrichiellaceae.